Caenorhabditis bovis is the source of this 531-nucleotide messenger RNA. NCBI's taxonomy places the organism in Eukaryota, Metazoa, Nematoda, Chromadorea, Rhabditida, Rhabditidae. The record is from the annotation of a GenBank genome assembly.
AUGAAGGAUAAUAAAGUCUUGGUUUCGAUAUCCGAGAUUCGUCCACACUUGUUUCUUGCUGGAUAUGGGUGUAUUACAGCAUCAGCGUUACGACAACAUGGAAUUACUCAUGUGGUUGACGCAACCAAUCUUAAAUCCAAGCCAUUAGAUGGCAUCACAAAAAUGGAAGUGCCAAUCGAUGAUUCUCCACUGUCAAAAAUCUCGCCAUAUUUUGAAAAAGUCGCCGAAUUUGUAGAAAGUGCCAAAAAUCAAGGUGGGAAAACAGUUAUUUAUUGUGCUGCUGGUGUAAGCCGCAGUGCUUCCCUCGCCAUCAUGUGCUUAAUCAUAUCUGAGAAUAUGCCAUUGGAUCAAGCAUAUUAUACAGUGAACCAGAAACGUCCAAUAAUUUCGCCAAAUAUUGGUUUUUGGCGAGAAAUGAUUGAUUAUGAGAAAAACAAAACGGGAUGCGCCACCGUUGAACUAAUAACUGGACGCAUGGCUCGGCCGAUACCAAGUGUUUACCUCCAUAGAUCAGUAUCAUCCAGCGCCUAA